Messenger RNA from Rhincodon typus (whale shark), 4204 nucleotides. RefSeq names its product TSC complex subunit 2 (gene tsc2). Gene Ontology annotation, molecular function: GTPase activator activity. Gene Ontology annotation, biological process: negative regulation of TOR signaling; negative regulation of insulin receptor signaling pathway; positive regulation of GTPase activity. The record is from RefSeq and is a predicted model, not a curated record. The transcript is spliced from 33 exons. Lineage: Eukaryota; Metazoa; Chordata; Chondrichthyes; Orectolobiformes; Rhincodontidae. Bases 125 to 4204 code for a protein of 1359 amino acids. Gene Ontology annotation, cellular component: nucleus; cytoplasm; TSC1-TSC2 complex.
AUACGUGUGACGUCAGUUCCUGGAAGGCUGGGCCUGCUGCGGGAGCUAGGAGUUGGUGGGAAUGGGUGAUUGAGGCGGCCGAGCACGGAUUAGGCGGCAGAUUUAGGGAAGGUUGAACGCCCCCAUGAUCAUGUCCAAACCCACAAGCAAAGAUCCGUCCCUCCGUGAACGAUUCAAAAGCCUUCUGGGAAUUGGACCCCGUAUUAACACCAAGCAAACGGAAUGUAAGCCAGCAGAAUUCAUAAUAACUGGUGAAAUUCUAAAGGAUCUGAAUAUAGAGUGUGGACUUUACAACAGAAUAAAAACCAUUGGCCAUGUUUGUGACCUAGCCAGGACCAGGAAAUUUGAAGAACAUGCGGUGGAAGCUGUGUGGCAGGCUGUGGAUGACUUGAUUUCUGAUGAUCACUCAGAGGCUAGGCAUGCAGUAUUGCAACUGAUGAAGGCGAUUAUUCAGGGGCAGGGUGAAAGGCUCGGGCCAAUCCGUGCACACUUCUUCCUCAUCAUCAAGGAUUACCCAGUAAAUGGUGACCUGCUCGAGAGACUUGAGGUCUUCAAAGCACUAACAGAAAAUGGAAAAGACAUCACCUAUUUGGAGGAAGACUUGUCCUCUUUUGUCCUCAAGUGGUUGGAUAUUGGUCUCACUGCGGAGUUUCUGGAGGUGCUAGUCAAUCUCGUCAAAUUCAACAGCUGCUACCUGGAUCUAAUUGUGGCUCAGAUAGUCCAUAAAAUCUGUGUACUUUGUAACCUGACCACAGUGCCAACAGAUAUAGAGGUUUCCUUGCAAGUCCUUGAUGCUAUUGUUUGCUAUAACUCUUUGCCUUCUGAGUCUCUUCCGGGAUUUAUCAUUACGCUUUGCCGCACAGUUAAUGUCAAGGAAUUCUGUGAGUCCUGUUGGAAGCUGAUGCGCAAAGUCUUGGGAACACAUCUGGGCCACAGUGCAAUUUAUACAAUGUGUCGCAUUAUGGAGGAUAAAGUGCACACAGAUGAUGCGGCUUUAUUAAGAGGUGCAGUAUUCUUUGUUGGAAUGGCUCUCUGGGGUGCACAUCGUCUCUUUACCCUGAAGAGCACCCCAACGUCUGUUUUACCCUCUUUUUAUAAGGCUAUGACAAGUGCCAAUGCAGUAGUAUCCUAUGAAAUUGUCCUAUCUAUCACUCGAUUAAUCAAAAAGUAUGGAAAAGAGUUGCAGGUGGUUACCUGGGAACAACUUUUAAAUAUUAUUGAAAGAUUACUGCAACAAGUCCAGACACUAGGUAGCCAUGAGCUGUCGGUUAUUGUACACGAACUGCUAACAACUAUAGAGGAGUUGUAUGAGCAGAAUGAUUAUCAUGGUCCGCAGGAGCGAUUAUUCACACUGAUUGAGAAGUGCUCUGAUAAGAGACCGGAGAUCUCUGUCUUAACACUUGUGUCCUACCGGGCUCAGUCUAUUCACCCUGCAAAACACUACUGGAUUCAAAAUCUGCAGGAACUAAUGGAGAAAUUCUUCAGGACUGAGAAUCGGAGCACCAUUCGCAAGAAAACUCUCGAUGUUUUGUCAUUUGUCUUGAGCAUCAAUCGGCAACUGUACGAGGAGGAGCUGAUUGAAGCUAUAGUGAUCCCCCAACUGGGGCAUAUUGCGGAUGAUAAAGAUCACAUGGUACGAAGGUUGGCUUCCCAGCUGUUGGUGGACUUGGCAGAAGAUUGCAACACCCCUCAAUUUAAUAAUCUCUUGGAUAUUAUAGAAAAGGUUGUUAAUCGACCCCUCAUUGAUCCACCUGUUGUAGAAGCUGUGGAAAGUGAUUUUUUAUGUGAAUCUCCACUGGAGGAUGUGAAGACUGCUGUCCUAGGGCUUCUAGAGAUUCUGCAGACCAAAUUGUAUAGUUUACCAGCCAGUCAUGCAAGCCGGGCAUAUGAGCUUCUGAUUAGUCACAUUCAGUCACACUACCAGCAAAUGUACGCCUCUUCCAUCGCAAGCAGUAUACGCUUAAAGGUAUUCACUUUCUUUCUGGAUCUUCGAGUUGACUCUCUUUUUCGCAUUGGAGUGCCAAAUAAGGAUAGGAUAGUGAGAUUCAGCCCAUAUUGUCUCUGUGGAAGCAGUGAAUCUGAGAAGAGAGGCUCUGAGAAAAAAGGGCAAGGUACAGUUUCUCCACCAGCAGGAAGCCCUGCAGCAACUCAGAGUACCACCAUUCGCAUGGGCUAUUUACCUUUCUCAUUGGCUUUUAAUGCUCUUCUCCAGUGCCUCGAACAUGAGACAGACUGGAAGGUGCUGAAACUUGUACUGGAUAAACUACCUGAAUUACUGAAGUAUAAGGGACUCAUUCUGACCUCUCCAUGCAGCAUUGACCAACUCUGUUCUGCUCUCUGUACCAUGGUCACAGACCGCCAGCUAGCAGAGAGGUUGAGGAACACACCUGAUGGUUUCUCUCGCACUGAUGUCCAGUUGGCAGUUGUCCCAGUGCUGACAGUCAUCACCUCAUACCAUAUUUACUUGGACCAGUCUAAACAGCGUGAAUUUGUACAUUGCCUUGAUACUGGCCUGAUCUACCGUUGUGCCAAACAGUGUGUAGUAACACUGACCAUGUGUAUCAUCGAGAUGCCCGACAUAAUGGUUAAACUGCUUCCUGGCAUUAUUCUCAAACUGACUCAUAUCUCUGCAACCCUCACCAUGGCUAUCCCUAUGCUGGAAUUUUUAUCAACUUUGGUGAGACUCCCUCCUCUGUAUGCCAAUUUUGUAGCAGAACAGUAUGUCAGUGUUUUUGCUAUCUCCUUACCCUACACUAAUCCUUUCAAGUUCAACCAAUAUAUAGUGUCUCUAGCACACCAUGUAAUAGCCAUGUGGUUCAUUCGUUGUCGGCUUGUGUUCCGAAAAGAUUUUGUCCGGUAUAUUACAAAAGGCCUACGGUCAAAUGCCUUAUUACCAUUUGAGGACACACAUGAACCCAGCAGUUUUCGAGCCCGUAGCACAAGUUUGAAUGAAAGACCCCUCAAAAGCUUGCGAGCCACAAAGCCCCUAAAGCCAGGCUUGAAUAGUUCCCAAAUAAAAGAUAUGAAAGACCUCUCAGCAGUCGAGGCCUUCCGAUCCCGCAGCAUCAGUGUUUCAGAACAUGCAGUCCGCAGUAGAAUGCAGUCUUCUGUCACAAGUUCAAGUUUGGGAUCAGCAGAUGAGAAUUCAAUGGCAGAGGCUGAAGACAGUCUUAAAACUGUGCACCUUGAGCUAACUGAAACUUGCUUGGAUAUGAUGGCGCGAUACGUUUUCUCCAACUUUUCUGCUCUGCCCAAGAGGUCACCUGUGGCAGAGUUUCUUCUUGGUGCAGGAAGAAGUAAUACAUGGCUGGUUGGAAACAAGCUUGUCACGGUAACCACCAGCAGUGGCGUCGGAACAAGAGCGCUGUUGGGUUUAGAUUCCUUGGAUCAAAAGAGGACUGAAGAAGUAUCCAGACUGGAUUUAUCUCAACAAGUGAAAACAACUCAAGAAGCACCUGCCAAGCUGGAGUCUCAGACCAGUCAGCAGAUUGGAAAAGCCGCACGCCUGCGAGUGAGAUCCAUAUCAGGUGGCCACGCUCUUCACAGUGAUUCAGUUCAGAGCUUAAGUCCCCUGGUGUCACCCUCGGAUAGUGAGUUCUGCACCCCUGUAGCAUCAAAUUUGAAAGGAUUGGAAAACAAGAAAACACUGCGUCAGGUUGGCCCUUCAACUGGCCAGCUGCUGUACCAGAAGGAAAAAGCCAAUCUGGCUGAAUAUGCGCCUGUACUUACUCAAGGCUGGGCAGAAGUAUACAUUCGUCGACCCUCUGGUAAUGCAAGUUGGCUUCUGUGUCUGGAGAAUCCACCAAGUCCAUUCUCAUCCGAGAUAAAUAACAUGCCCCUACAAGAGCUGUCCACAAUGCUAAUGGCUGUAGAGCGAGUGACCGAUCCACGUCAUCAUGGUCCUAGUCGAUCAGAAUCCAUGCCAUGCCCGACUGCUGGGGCAGCCAAACCCACCUUGCUUCAGCGCUUCAACACGGAUUCAGUUGCAGUGGUAGAGGAAGGUGAUGGGCCUGGGAUGCACUUGAAGGUGUGCGACUCUCCUGUGGAGUCUCAAGAACUUGAAGACUUCGAGGCGAUGGUAUCAGAGCCAAUCUUCAUGCCCGCAGAGAGCUAUGAUAAAAGUCCAGUGCACUGCAGUAGAGUUAAUGUCCAGGUCAAGAUCUCCAUCUGUCGUGGUGGUAGCCGGGUGAUGGAAGGAAACUGA